Molecule: messenger RNA, 755 nt
Organism: Seminavis robusta
Lineage: Eukaryota; Bacillariophyta; Bacillariophyceae; Naviculales; Naviculaceae
Source: the annotation of a GenBank genome assembly
AUGAAAUGGGCACAACAAAAAGGAUUCCCAUGGGAUGAGCGGACAUGUGCCUAUGCUGCUGGAAAUGGAAACUUGGAAAUGGUCCAAUGGCUGCAUGCAAACGGUUGUCCAUGGGAUGAACGGACGUGUGCAUGUGCUGCUGAUAAUGGACAUUUGGAAAUUCUUAAGUGGGCUUGUAAAAAUGGUUGUCCAUGGACGAUGCAAUUGGUGCGUCCACGAGCUGCUCGACGCGGACAUUUGGAAAUUUUAAAGUGGGCACAUGGAAAUGGUAGUCCAUGGGAUGCAUUGACAUGUGCCUAUGCUGCUGAAAAUGGACAUUUGGAAAUUCUGAAAUGGGCUCGUGAAAACGGUUGUCGGUGGAAUGAACGAACAUGUGCUGGAGCUGCAAAAAAUGGACAUUUGAAGUGGGCUCGACAAAAUGGUUGUCCAUGGGAUGAAUGGACGUGCCAUGGUGCUGCUAAAGGUGGCCAAUUGGAAGCUUUGAAGUGGGCUCAUGAAAAUGGUUGUCCAUGGGGUUUUCUGACAUGUAACUGUGCUGCUGAAAAUGGACAUUUGGAAACUUUGAAGUGGGCUCGUGAAAAUUUUUGCCCAUGGUGUGAAGCAACAUGUUCCUCUGCUGCUUGACACGGACAUUUGGAAGUUUUAAAGUGGGCUCAUGGAAAUGGUUGUCCAUGGGAUGACUUGACAUGUACCUAUGCUGCUGAAAAUGGACAUUUGGAAAUUUUAAAAUGGGCGCGUGAAAAUGGUUGUCCAUG